AUGGCUGCAACCAAAAGCAAACAAGGUUUUGUAUGUUCUGCUCAUGUGAGUCUGGGAAUCAGGAACUCUCAACUUGUUCAGUGUGCAUGGAAUGGAGGUGGUACACCUCAAACUCAAAGUCAUGCAUCAGCUCACAUGUGUCCCCAUUGCCACAUCAUCGAGAGCGGAAAAAUCUCUCAGCUGAAAAUUGAUGCAAAACGUCCGGAGUUGGAUAUGUUUGUGAAGCUUCUAUCAGAUGCUGAUAACCUAUGUGUGGAGAUUGAGGAAAAGGUUUUAAUUGGUGAAAUCAAAUCGUUGAGAAAGCUGUGGCAUACAAAGAUUGUAGAAUUUUCCUUGGCUUCUCUAGGCAAUGACCCAAGUGUUGUUUUUUCUAAACUGUCCACUGCUUUAAAGGCAGUAGAGUUCGAGCAUCUAAAUUAUUACAACCCUCCUCCUCCUCCUCCUCACAAAACACCAGAUCCGCCGCCUACUAAAAGAGGGUGUGGCUAUAAAUGUCGUUCCUUUGGAAGAUUAUUUGUGGAAGAGACUUACGGAAAUAAAGGAAAUUGGUUUGCAGUGGGCGUUGAAGGCCAAAGAGGCGAGAAUUUGGCUGUGCACUUUGACAACGAGCUCAAGUUAUUACGAGAACGCAGUAUGCUUUACUGCAUCUGUAGGAAGCCGUAUGAUCGGAUACCAAUGAUUUGUUGUGAUAAAUGUGAAGAAUGGUAUCACUUCAAGUGCAUCAACUUAUCAUGGGUACCAAAGGAUUACAUUUGCCCUGCAUGCAAGAUCGAUCUACUCGAUGAGAUUGAGAUUGAGAUUGAGAUUGAGAUUGAGAUUGAGGAGGAUAAUAGAUGUAUGGGUACCUCAUCAUCAAUAAUCCAACAAGACAGGUCAAAUGUUAAACUGAAAUGUGAAGAAGAGCUUCAGACCCCGUCUCCAAGACCAGUGGAGUUGAGAAGGGAGGCAGAGAGCAAGGACUUUAGUAGCAGGCGACGCAGUGGAAUCGAACGCUUGUUAUGGAGAAACAGAAAGCCUUUUACAAGAUCAGCUAAAAAACAUUUUUUCUUCAUUUUUUCAUGUACAUUCUUAAUAAUUAAUUAA
Messenger RNA from Lactuca virosa, 1083 nucleotides. Lineage: Eukaryota; Viridiplantae; Streptophyta; Magnoliopsida; Asterales; Asteraceae. The record is from the annotation of a GenBank genome assembly.